Messenger RNA from Chara braunii, 3559 nucleotides. NCBI's taxonomy places the organism in Eukaryota, Viridiplantae, Streptophyta, Charophyceae, Charales, Characeae. The record is from the annotation of a GenBank genome assembly.
CUGUAUUGUUGAAGGAGAGAGAGAGAGAGAGAGAGAGAGAGAGAGAGAGGCAGAACUCAUUUUGUUGUUCAAGGAGAGAGAGAGAGAGAGAGGUUUGUUAUUAGGUUUCAUUGAUUCUUUUUCUUCUUUGGAGCAAUACCGCAGGCUUUGGUAGAUGUUCUCUCCUCUCUCUCUCUCUCUCCGUUCUCUCUGCCCUGGUCAGCCGGGGGGCUGAUUCCUCGAUCAAUCUACUAAUUGCUUGAUUGAUUAGUUGGUUGAUUGAUUGAUGUGAGGAGUCGCUCCCCAGACCUUUUGCUGCUGCUGCUGCUGCAGUCGGAAUCCGUAUCCCGAUCGACCAGGUAGCAGACAAGACUUUCUCCCAAACCUUCCACCCCGCUCCCCCUCCCUUCCCCCGCCGCCCCCUCCCCCUCCCUUCCGCCGCCUGCCCCUCCCUUCCCCCGCUCCCCCCCCCCGGGUCGCCACCAUGGCUGUGGAGAAGAUAGUCGUUGCCAAUCCCGUCGUCGAGAUGGACGGCGAUGAGAUGACACGGAUCAUCUGGAAGAUGAUCAAGGACAAACUAAUUACUCCCUUCCUUGAUUUGCCCAUCAAGUACUUCGAUUUAGGCCUUCCUCAUCGCGACGAGACUGAUGACAAGGUCACGAUAGAGAGCGCAGAGGCGACGUUGAAGUACCACGUGGCCAUCAAGUGCGCAACGAUCACCCCCGACGAGGCACGUGUCACGGAGUUCGGCCUCAAGAAGAUGUGGAAGAGUCCCAACGGGACCAUCAGGAACAUCCUGAACGGGACCGUCUUCCGCGAGCCCAUCCUGUGUUCCAACAUCCCACGUCUGGUGCCAGGAUGGGAGAAGCCCAUCUGCAUAGGCCGCCACGCGUUCGGCGAUCAGUACCGCGCGACGGACAUCGUGGUAUCCCGACCGGGGAAGCUGAAGAUGGUCUUUAUCCCGACCGGUCCCGACGGGCAAGAAGUGGGCGAGGUCGAGGAGCACGAGGUCUUCGAGUUCACCUCCAAGGAGGGCGGAGGCGUGGGGAUGAGCAUGUACAACACGGACUCGUCGAUUCGGGCCUUCGCGGAGGCGUCGAUGGCUCUUGCCUACGAGAAGAGGUGGCCUCUGUACAUGACGACCAAGAACACGAUCCUCAAGAAGUAUGACGGACGGUUCAAGGACAUCUUCGCCGAGGUGUACGAGAAAGACGGUUGGCGCCAAAAAUUCGAAAGCGCGGGAAUUUGGUAUGAGCACAGGCUGAUCGAUGACAUGGUGGCGCAGGCGCUGAAGAGCAAAGGCGGGUACGUGUGGGCCUGCAAGAACUAUGAUGGGGAUGUGCAGUCUGACAUGCUGGCGCAGGGGUUUGGCUCCUUAGGUCUUAUGACAAGCGUGCUGGUGUGUCCCGACGGGAAGACCAUCGAGUCGGAGGCGGCGCACGGCACCGUGACGAGACACUACAGAGUGCACCAGAAGGGAGGAGAGACGAGUACCAACUCCAUUGCAUCGAUCUUUGCAUGGUCCAGAGGGCUGGCACAUCGCGGCAAGCUUGAUGGUAAUCAGAGACUGAUUGAUUUCUGUAAGAAAUUGGAGGCUGCGUGUGUGGAGACGGUCGAGGCCGGGAAGAUGACGAAAGACCUUGCCCUGAUCAUUCAUGGAAGCUCUCUCUCGCGCGACCAGUACCUGAACACCGAGGAAUUCAUCGACGCAGUGGCGGCGGCUCUAGUGGCCAAGCUGUGAGAACUCCUGCUCAUAAUUUUCAUCUCCAUCUUCUUAUCGUCAUCAUCGUCAUCAUCUUCUUAUCAUCAUCAUCAUCAUCAUCGUCGUCAUCAUUCUCAUAAUCGGAAUCAUCAUCAUCAUCAUCGAUCUUGUAGCUAAGCUGUGAGGACUUCUGCUCAUCAUCAUCAUCAUCGUCAUCAUCAUCUUCUUAUCAUCGUCAUCAUCAUAUCAUCAUCAUCAGUAUCAUAAUCAUUAUCAUCAUCAUAAAUGGAAUCAUCAUCAUCAUCAUCGAUCUUGUAAUCAUUGUCGGUAUAAUCUUCGUGUAUAUCAUCUCGUUAUCUUCAAUCCUAUCAUCAUUAUCAUCGUCAUUAUCCCUCUUUUUCCCAAGCUGUGAGGACACAUCGUCGCCGUCCUUGUUCAUCUUCUUCACAUUUUACAUGAGCAUCGUCAUAAUCAUUUUUGCUUGUAAUGGUUUUGGUUAUAAUUUCGGACUUAUAUUGUCGUCGUAUGCAUUUGUCUCAUAAGCAAUGAUCAUCUCUGUCAUUUGCUGCCGUCGUCGGCAUCAUCAUCAUCAUCAUCAUCAUUAUCAUCAUCAUCAUCAUCAUCGUUGUUAUAAUUAGUAUUUACGACGACGAGUGCUUUGUCGAACGUAGUGAUUGUUGUUUAAUUGGACUCUUCUUGAUUGCUUGAUGAUGAUGAUUGCUGAUAGUGAUAGGUCGUGCGUGUGCGUGUGCUCCUUUCUCCGCCUCCCUCCCCCCCCCUCCUCCUCUCUCUCCCCUGUUCGUUUUUCCUGAUCUUGAAGUACAGGCGUUUGACAAUUUUUGUAGUCGAGUAGCAGUCUGUUAGUCUGUCUGCAUGUCGCUCAAGAAAGUGUACGAGACAAUUUCGGGGUUCUUUUUCUUCUCUUUUCAGCGAAGAGUCGAUGAAAGUUCUAUGAAAGUUCGGCUAUGAGCGUUGUUGAUGUUGGCAAAAUUUCGACGAAAGAGCGUUUGGUCGUCGAAGGUUCGACGGAGUUUCGUGGCGGCGUUGUGUCGCGGUCGAUGAUACUCACGUCGUGUCGCACGUCCGGUUUAAUCCCCUUGAGAAUGUUCGUUGAGACUUCCUCUUGCGACCAUUUCCUCUCUGUUUUUUUCCCCUUGUCGUGUAGUGAUGAUGUAAUGUGUUCUUUUGUGUUUUGUGUUGUGUCGUGUUGUGUUGUGUUGUGUUGUGUCCUGCACUUUCUCUUGUCCCCUCUCGUCUGUGUCCUAAAAGCUUUUUUUGGGAUGGAAUGAGAGGGCCUCGCUGCACUACUCUCGACAUGCACAAAAGACAAAAAACAUGGCGCUGUAUCUUUCCAUAUUCUAGCGGAAGAUUCACUCUCGUUUUGCACAUUUCGCGAGCAGUGCAGCGAGGCCCUGGAAGUCCGAUGACGAUGGGAAAAUAUAGAGAGUGCUUCAGUAAAGCGAUUUCCUGCUCUUCUCAUUGACCUUUUUUUUUUUUUUGGGAUCGGACGUCGGUAUGUACGUACAGCAAUUCGGUCAGUCGCUCUGUAUGUACCCUCUCUUUUCUCUACUCGCGCGUAUUUUCUGAAAUAAGUUCUGCCCCUUCAUACUUGAUUCGUGUUAUUCCUGGUCGUAUUUCGAAGCGUUGGUUGAUUUUAACAGCUCGUCUAUCAGCGCUUGAUGACCUCCGCCAUUGAUUCGUGUUAUUCCUGUGAGUGUGUAGCAGGGAUUUCCUCCUCUGUGUGUAGCAUGACUUCCUUUUCUCCGUGUAGCAGGGAUGCCCUCUGUGUGUGUAUUAAAAUCGACUAAGUAAGAUAUGAUUCCCUUCUCUGUCUGUAGCAGGGAUGCUCUGUGUGUGUAAUAAAAUCGACGAAGUAUU